UGCUUUACUAACAAAGCUCUAUUUAUUUUUUUUUAAAUGGUCACAUAAAGUUCCUAUCUUGUAGGCUGGUCAAGGUCUUCAUGUUAUGAUUUUCUAUUUUGUACAUAACGUUGUUUUGUAUAUACUGUAUAUGAUGACUUCAGUGGGCAGUGAACGUUCCCGGGGCACUCGGGACAAAACUCAGAUUUCAACCACACAGAUGACACAGCCGCAGAAACAAAUAGUACAGGCAACAGCUGAACAGAUUCGCCUCGCUCAAAUGAUCUAUGAUAAGAAUGAUGCAGACUUUGAAGAUAAAGUUAAACAGCUUAUGGAAGUAACAGGGAAAAAUCAGGAUGAGUCCAUAGUGGCCCUGCAUGAUUGCAAUGGUGAUGUGAACAGAGCCAUCAACAUAUUGCUGGAAGGGAAUUCAGACACGACUUCAUGGGAGACUGUAGGUGGUAAAAAGAAGAGUAUUGGAAAAGAGAGCUCAGAAAACAAAGAGAAUAGAGAAAAGAAAAAUGAUAAAGAGACAAGUCGUGUACGUGGAAGCAACAACCGGCGGGGAAGAGGUGGCAGUCGUGGCAGAGAUUUUAGAGGUGAAGAGAAUGGAAUUGACUGCAAUCCAGGGGACAGGCCUUCAGAACGUGGCAAGCGUGGCCGCGUUAGAGGAUUUGGACGAGGGAGAGGGAGAGGGGCAGGGCGUUUCUCAUCCCAAGGUAUGGGGACAUUUAACCCUGCAGACUACACAGAUUCUUCAGCCACUGAUGGCUUUGGGACAAAACCAGAAGUUUGGGAAGCCGGCCAGAAUGAUACAGAUGAUGGACCUGCAGGGGCAUGGAAGAGCUCUAUGGAAGAGUGGACAACAGAAGACUGGAAUGAAGAUCUUUCUGAAACGAAGGUAUUCACCGCUUCUUCUGUUCCAGCUGAAAAUCAUGUAACACCUGGACAAAGCAUUGACUUGGUAGCCUUGCUCCAGAAGCCUUCUACUUCUACCCAAGUCCCAGAGGUCAACUCAUUUGAACCUCCUCAACAGCAAGGCUUUGGUCAAGCCCUGGUCUUCACAAAUUCUCAACACAAUACUCAGAUGGCAUCAGGAACUAGCAACUCGAGUACUGUCAACUCUUAUUCUCCCCAGAGCCUGUCUUCAGUUCUUGGUUCUGGGUUUGGAGAGCUUGGGUCCUCAAAGAUGGCAAACCCUACUGGUUCCCAGAUCUUGGACCAAUUGAAAUCUCCAAGUUUGGGUCAGUUCAGCACGCAGAGUUCACAACAAAACAGCACUAGUCCUCCUACAACCACUUCAACUUGGGAUCUUAAACCCCCAGUUCCCCCGUCCUCUAUAAUGAAUCAGUUUGACUUCAAAUCUCAGCCUGAGCCAUCCCCAGUUCUGAGCCAGUUGAGCCAGCGACAGCAACACCAGACCCAGCCCAUCCCCGUUCCUCCCCCUGGGAUGGAGAACUUCUCCUCUCAGGUAAAACUCCGAGAAAACUCUAGAGACAAUGCCACAGCUGUGAACAAAAUGCUGCAGCUCCCCAGCAUGUCUACAGAAAACCAAACGGUGUCUGCCCAGCAAACUCAGCCGAAACAGAUCAAACCCCCAAAACGGAGAGUACCGCCAUCUUCUAAGAUCCCUGCAUCUGCAGUGGAAAUGCCAGGAUCAGCAGAUGUUACAGGGUUAAAUGUUCAGUUUGGAGCUCUGGAAUUUGGAUCAGAACCUUCUCUCCCUGAAUUUGGAUCAGCAUUGAGCAAUGAAAAUAGCAAUCAGGCCCAAAUCAGCUUGUAUCCAAAACCUGUAAGUGAUCCUUUGAAUACCUCUUUGCCAAUAUCCAAUACAGUACAGGAGUCGACCUAUACAACCUCCGUCAUCACCUCUUCCAGUUUGACCAACUCAUCUCAGAGCACUAGUCCCGUAACAACAUCUUCCUCCUACGACCAGAAUUCUGUGCAUAGCAGGAUAGCAUACCAAAGCUCCAUGGCUCCAUCUGAGACGACUUCUAUUGCUGUCACAAAUGGACAUGGUGGUGUUCGAACUCAGCAAACUCUAGACACUACUUCAUCUGUUACAGCACCGAAGACAACAGAAACCUCUCCCUCUCUCUCGACUCUGGGCUCUCUGCCAAGCACAGCUUCCGGUACUACGCUUCUGCCUUCAGCAACCCCACACACGGCCACGUUGCCUUCCUUGCCCCAAUCCAGCGAUUUGUCCAGUGGCUCCCUCGCUCAGCUAAGCAGUUCACUGUCCAGUCAUCAGAACAGCCUUUCUUCUGCAUCAUCAGCACUGUCAUCAAGUACUUCACACACACAUGCCGGGGCUGAGAACACAGCCUCGCUUCCACCCUCCACCACUUUCUCGGCUGCUUCUGCCUCCGCCACCAGCACCAGCUCUUCAGCUGUCAGCAUGGCCAACAGCAUGAACACUACAAACAGCCUUGGUCUGAGUGUCACCAGUGUCUCUAUGCCGAGUGCAACCACCAGGGCAGCACCCUUAGUUUCUUCAGGCAAAGCUCCCCCCAACCUACCCCAAGGUGUCCCACCCCUUCUACAUAACCAGUACAUUGUGGGUCCCGGAGGACUCCUGCCUGCCUACCCAAUUUAUGGUUAUGAUGAUCUCCAGAUGCUCCAAUCCAGGCUACCAAUGGAUUAUUACGGAAUUACAUUCCCGGCUCCUGCGACCCUCACCGGCAGAGAUGGGAGCCUUGCUAAUAACCCAUACUCAGGUGAUGUAACUAAGUUUGGCCGUGGAGAUUCCUCGUCCCCUGCUCCCACCACCACUCUGGCUCAGCCACAGCAGAACCAAUCUCAGACCCACCACACAGCUCAACAGCCCUUUCUCAACCCCACGUUGCCUCCUGGCUAUAGCUACACUGGCCUCCCCUACUACGCCGGUGUACCCAGCGCUUUCCAGUAUGGGCCAACCAUGUUUGUCCCUCCUGCUUCGGCUAAACAGCAUGGAGUGAACCUGAACACCGCCACUGCACCCUUUCAGCAGGCCAGUGGUUAUGGCCAGCACAGCUAUGGAGCAGGUUAUGAUGACUUGACCCAGGGAACAGCGGCUGGAGAUUACAGCAAAGGAGCCUAUAGUGGUUCAUCACCAGCACAAAACAAGUCUGCUGGUUCUGGACCUGGAAAAGGGGUGUCAGUGACCUCAAGUAAUACAGGUGUGCCUGACAUAGCUGGUUCCGUGUACAACAAGACUCAGACAUUUGAACAGGGAUUCCACGCGGGCACCCCACCACCAUUCAGCCUGCCCUCAGCCCUGGGCUCCACAGGCCCACUGACCCCUGGUGCCGCCCCGGGUUAUGCCCCGGCCCCGUUCCUGCAUAUCCUGCCUGCCCACCAGCAGCCCCAUUCCCAGAUGCUACAUCACCACCUCCAGCAGGAUGGGCAGGGUGGCGCUGGCCAGCGUAGCCAACCCAGUACCCUGCAGCCAAAGUCUCAGGCCACCAAACCCACCUAUGGCAGUUCUCCAUACUGGACAAACUGAGCCC
Messenger RNA from Trichosurus vulpecula (common brushtail), 3467 nucleotides. It is a transcript of the gene UBAP2, whose product is annotated as ubiquitin associated protein 2. Gene Ontology annotation, molecular function: protein binding. Gene Ontology annotation, cellular component: cytoplasm; nucleus. The record is from RefSeq and is a predicted model, not a curated record. NCBI's taxonomy places the organism in Eukaryota, Metazoa, Chordata, Mammalia, Diprotodontia, Phalangeridae.